AUCCACUAUCCUCUAGCUAGGGUGGUUGUGGGUGUACUUAUUACCUAGUGGUGUAUGCUUCAACGGAUCUAGUUCUUGAUUUCACAGCGUCCCGCCAGGGUAUACACAACGAUGAUAAAGGCAAGUGAUAUACGAUUGUGUUUCCAAGCGGGCAGUAGAGUUGCACGGAUCGCUCAAGAGCGUAUGGGGACACGGCCUAUUAAUCUGCUAGUUUGUGGAGGUUCCCGGUUCUCUUCCAACUCUAGACCUGUAUAUAAUGUAAGUCGCAAUCUAGGGUCUACAUCAACAAUAGGGAGUGUGGGACACAGAGAUGCGCAUGUAUGUAUCUUACAAGUUAGACCUAUUCUUCACACAGCACAUAGAUACUAUGCACGCCGGUCGCUUAGUGGCUUCAGACCAGCAGACGCGGCUGCAGAUCCGGAUAAGUAUGGAUAUCCUAGCACUCCGCCUGAAGCCGAUUUAGAUGCAACCAUUGAGCGUAUUCAGCGUAAACCUCCAAGAACAGAAUACCAGACGAUUGAUGGUGCCCGUAUAGGUAACGAGCGGAUUGAGAAUCCAAGAGCUGAUAGGAGUCACGAGAUGGACGGGAAUUAUAUGGCUGAACCACUGGACGUUGAUAGUGGAGCCUUUUUAGAAAAUAAAAGUACACGCGGUAGAGGUAGGAGAGGUAAGGGACGACGGGUAGCACAGGCAAUUGUCUUCGAUGAUAGUGAUAGUUCAUUUGACAGUGAUGAUAACAGUCACAGUGUUAGUACAAAGCCGGCCAGUGCUGGUAGCAAGAAAGACAUCCGUGGUCGCAGAGCAGCACAGCAAUACACUGAUAAUAGCGAUAGUGAUGGUGAUUUUUUAGAUGCAGAUAUGAACCAGGCUACCCGCGGUAGUAAGAAGGGGAAGCUCAGGAGUUUGGGAACCAUGGGGAAUGUCAAUACCAAUCUGGAUGAUGAGGCUCAGCUCGAUAUGCUGUUGAAGAACAUAACUCUAGACGCGUCGCAAAUAGAGGCAGGCGGUGAUACUGACGACGAGAAAAGUGAGAAAAGGUUCCGGAAGCAGGCUAAGAAGCGAUUGCGACAAGAGCAAGAGGAAGCUCAGAAGAUCAGCGAGAGUUUCGAGAAAUUUGCCAAAGACGUCAGGGACAGUGAUGCGGAAUCUGCCGAAUCUGAUUCAGACGGCUACGAGGGUACGCAGCGGCCGGGUAAGAAGAAGAGUCCCCCACCAGAAAACUGGGAUCCAAAUGCCAAACCCACAGACGAAGACAUUGACGAAGCCUUGUAUAUAGAGACCAACCGCUUUGAGCUGGACUCGUCCGAUGAUGAGGGGAUCGACGAAUACCAUAGACAUAAAUUCGCGCACGCGGCGAAGCAGUUGAGAGCCACUCGGGACAAGGACGAGGCCAAAAACGAUAUUGAGGUGGAUGACAAUGAACCAGAGGACAAGUACAAGUACUUGCAGCGCUUUAAACCGGGCAAAUACCCACACCUGGACAAUAAACUGUCCUCAAUGCGCGACGAUCUGGGGCGUGCCACUAAGAAGUCGAAGAAGCUGUACAGCCGAUUCGAGCGCGAGAAAAUCCUGACGGAGAAGAGGGACAAGUACAACAAAGACAUAGUCAUUGACGAGCCCUUUAAACUGGACAAGGCCAGGGCAGGACACCACAAAUUUGGCCUAGGAAUGGACGCCCAGGGGCUGUGGCUGGACCAGGAUGCUGGCAUAGGGGAUGUGCGGAACGACAUCGCCUUUAUGGGCCUGGCGGACCCCAAAAAGGGCAUGAAGGGCAAGUUCAAGAACUCGGAGGUGCGCAACACGCGCCUGAGUGGGAUGAUCUACAAGGCCAUUAACGAGACUAUUGUAACGGAUGUGGAGACCAACCCGCUAUUGGGACACCUGGGGAUAGACAUUUCACACGUUGAGGUGGCGGACUACCAUGCGAUAUGCUACUGGCGGAAUAUGGGUCAAGAGUCGGAUCACUAUGUGGACAAGCAGUUGAAGGCCUUGACGAAACAGCUGCGCUACAAAGUGCAAAAGCAAAUCAACUUAAAGCGCGCGCCGAAACUGGAAUUCAGACACGACUACUAUGAAGAAUCAGCGAAGAACCUCUCGGAACAAUUCAUGAACAUCCAUGAAAAUCCCUCAGAGCUGAAGAUGAAAACUAAUGCCAGGCGGAGGUGAUAUGCAGAUAAAAGUUAAACUAAAAUCAAUGUAGCAACGACUCUACCUAAACCAAGUUAAAUGUAGCAAUGACUCUGCCUAUACUAAGUUACAUGUAGCAAUAACUCUGCCUAUACUAAAUCAAAUGUAGC
Molecule: messenger RNA, 2297 nt
Organism: Sphaeroforma arctica JP610
Lineage: Eukaryota; Ichthyosporea; Ichthyophonida
Exons: 7
Coding region: 112-2166 (684 amino acids)
Biological process (GO): rRNA processing
Source: RefSeq, a predicted model, not a curated record